AUGAAGAAGGUGUAUGGUAUUUUUCCAAACAUAGAUCAAAAUUUGUUUGCUGUAGCUGGUGAAGAUGGUUUUCGUAUUUAUCAAUGCAAUCCUUUACAUCAGCUAAUUCGAAUUGAUGAACGGGUUGUUGGGAGUCUGAGAAUUGGCAAAGUACUCGGUUGCUCAAACUUUUUUGGUAUGGUCAGUGGUGGAUCUUGUCCAAAAUAUGCAGAAAAUGUCGUAAUGGUUUGGGACGAUGAAAGAAAGAGCGAUGAUUUCUACAUGGAAUAUACUGUUGCUUCUCCUGUACUCAAUUUUCAUUUAUCUAAGACAAGGUUGAUCAUAGUGGAAAUGAAAGCAAUACAUGUGUUUAAUUUCCCUAAUGAAACAGAACCCCUCAAAUCUAUUGAAACCGGAGCGAAUGUGUACGGCUUGUGUGAACUUAGUUAUGAUUCAAACAUGGAGCUUCUUGUUUAUCCAGGUCAUCGAACAGGCAGUAUUCAGUAUAUAAAUUUACGAAAUGUUACUUCAUAUACAACCUUAACACCAACAACAAUCAAUGCUCAUCAGUCUGAUAUAAUACAAAUAGCAUUAAACAAUGCUGCUACUCUUGUAGCUACAGGAUCCAUCAAAGGAACUGUUAUAAGAAUUUUCGAUACAAAAGUAGGGGAACUAAUACGGGAAUUUCGUCGAGGCAGCGAAUCAGUCAUCUUGCAUUGUAUACGUUUUUCACCAUGUUCUAGUUUCUUGGCAAUUGCAAGUGACAAGGACACUAUACAUAUUUUUUCUGUGAAAAAUAAUGAUUUGACUUGGAAAAACUCAAGAACAUUGUGGCAGCAAUUUGGAAUAAUUCCAGAUGAUACUGAUCGCGCUCGCAUACAACUGAAAUUGUCAAGAGCUUCUCAAAAUGUCACUAUGACUGAGUUAGCUUUUUUAAAAAAUGAACCAGAAGAAAAUGGAAUAGAUCAAAAUCCAAAUAAUCGGUUUAUUUUGGAAAGCCACGCUCUGGCUGCAAUCUGUGACGAUGGAAGUUAUAGCUUAUUCACAUUUUCUUCUGAUGGUACUUAUCAUUUAUUGCGAGAUGAGUACUUCUUAGAUUGGGGUGAUGAUGAAAAUUUUUUUGCUGAAUGUUUCGACUCAUGUGCAACUAAGUGUGGUUCACCAGAUUAA
This is a messenger RNA of Thelazia callipaeda (thelaziosis nematode), 1149 nucleotides long. The record is from the annotation of a GenBank genome assembly. Lineage: Eukaryota; Metazoa; Nematoda; Chromadorea; Rhabditida; Thelaziidae.